GUAGCUCAGGCCUCCAGCCGACUGGACGAGGCCUCCUUCCCAGAGGACACCGAGUCGGAGAUCACGCACUGGUUCCGGAAGGAUUACGAUAGCACUUUUGACGAUGAGGAUCUCAAGGCUGGGGGGCCGUCUGGAGAUGAGUACGGCAGUGGAGAAAUGGGCAGCGGGUCCAUCGAGCCUCCGGACAGCUCCAGCCAGUCUCCUUUCUCUACAGGUGAGUGCGUGCCGGGCUGGCGGUCGGAUUGGGGAGCCAGCCGAGAUCUCGUAGAAAGAGGGUGGCUGGCGAGACAGGUGGGGGUCCCCAUCUGGUUCUCCAAGGGCCUCCGGAACUCCGUCCCUUGGCAAAAGCGUCCCGAUUGUGGGACGAGGCCCCUUGCGCCCCGCUCCAAAUCUCUGGGAUCCAGGUUGGUGGUUUGCAGAGCCGUAGAGGAUGCUGGGAAGGGCUGGUUUUUCCAGGGCUUCUCGGGAGCCGAGGCCAAAGCCGGUCCAACGUGCAAGACUCUCUGGCAGCCCACGGGCGCAGAUCAUCCGGAGGCGUGGAUGGGAAGGGCUGCAGGCCCGGUCUGUCUGUGGAAGGGUCCCCGGGGCCGAUUCCUGCCUGUUUUUGAGAGCGUUCUAGCAGAUGGCUUCCCUUCUUUCCUUCUCGCCAGGAACGGCCUUCUGGCGAGGGAGGAAGAAAUGUGUUCCUCACUCUUUGAGGCCUUCCCGCUGCUGGAAAAUACCAAACAGGCCACGUUUGCUUCCAGGAUUAAGGUCUCCGGCGCAGGGGAUCUCCCUCCGGGAAGCCUCGGACUACAGCUACCCUUGCUGCCUUCAUAG
Messenger RNA from Notechis scutatus (mainland tiger snake), 819 nucleotides. NCBI's taxonomy places the organism in Eukaryota, Metazoa, Chordata, Lepidosauria, Squamata, Elapidae. The record is from RefSeq and is a predicted model, not a curated record.